CAUCGCCGCGUGCGUCAUCGAAACAAGACAAAACAAAACAAAGCAGCAGCAGCAUGGAUCUAUAAUAAAAAACAUUAUAAAUAAAUAUUCAGUAUUAUAGUUCUGUGAGCAGCAUGGAGGUGACUGUAGCAGGUGUCCAGGUGUCGACUCUGAGCCCUGAUCUGACUCCACAGAUUAAACAAGAACACGACAUCAAACAGGAGGAAGAACAGCUGCAAGUGUCUGUGCCAGAGUUUGGUGCUGUGAGUGUGAAGACAGAAGAGUCGUCGCAGCUUCAACAAAGAGAAACUGAGCAGAGAGAGGACGUCAAAGCAGAGCCACGUGUCCACAGUGAGGACGCACAGGAAGAGGACAUCAGACCAGAGACUGAAGGAGAGACAGAGCACUCUUCUGACAGUGAUGAAGACUGGAGAGCUCCACUCAGCCGUUCACACUUGGACACAGGGUCUGACGAAGACGAGUCUGCGCCAGAGACCAGAGCCACCGUGAACACUGGAGACACGACAGGAACUGGAGAAGGAACUGAGGGCACGAAACACAAGUGCUCUGUUUGUAAAGAGAGAUUUGGGUCUAAAUAUAAACUACAAAUACACCGCAGAGUUCACACAGGAGAAGAACCAUUCGGCUGUUCAGUCUGUAAGAAAGUGUGUGCUGAUAGUUCUAGUCUCAAAAAACAUAUGAGGACACACACCGGGGAGAAACCGUUCAGCUGUUCAGUCUGUAAGAAAGUGUUUGCUGUAAAAUUGUGAUCUCAAAACGCACUUGAGGACACACACCGGGGAGAAACCGUUUGCCUGCCCAGUCUGUGAGAAGGUUUUUGCUGUCAGAUUUAAUCUCAAAACUCAUAUGAAGACACACACCGGGGAGAAAUCAUUCAGCUGUUCAGUCUGUGCCAAAGUGUUUGCUGUGAGGUUUAAUCUCAAAACGCACAUGAGGACACACACGGGAGAGAAACCGUUCAGCUGUUCAGUCUGUAAGAAAGUUUUUGCUGUAAGAUCUAGUCUCAAAAGACACAUGAGGACACACAAUAGACUGCAUGUAUAAAGUGACAUGAUGUUAAAAAAGGUGAUUAAAACAAAUAAAUAUUCAUAAACACUUGGUUAAAAUCACAGUGGGAAUAAAUUUUGAUAAAUAACGUUUAAAUAUAAAUAUGUAAAUAUGAUAAAACGCAUUAAAAAGUUGUAAAAAAAGAUGUUAUAAAUGCGUUUUGAUGGACACACUGAGCGACCAAUAGCUGUUCAGUCUGAUGCGUCCUCUUGCCAAACAACUGCACCAUCUCCCUGGUCUCCAGUGAAGGUCCAUCCCUGAUCCCUGGUGAUACUUAAUGUUCUCAAUCAAUCAAUCAGCAACUUUAUUAAUCCCAAAGGGCAAUUCGGUUCGCACAUCUGGCCGUUGUCAUCUGGUCGUCCAUAAAUACAAAAGUACGAUCUAAGACUGUGCACAACAACUUCACAAACCUGAUGUGAUGUGCAGCAGCUUCAUUAGCGGGUUGCACUCUUGACUGUGUUGUGAUGGCGCUCUGAAGGGGGAGUGACUUAACGUGGAGAGCAAAGGGAGGGAGAAUUAAUUCGUAACAUGUGAUCUAAAUUAUCAGGGUCAAUCAGGGUUAGAAAUAAGACCAGAGAGAGACAGAGAGGAGAGACUGAUGCUGCUGGUCUGUGUCACACAAACCGGCUGUUAUUAUUUAUUAUUAUGAUGAUUAUGAUGUUUUAUCUGUUUUUUACAUGUGUGUAAUGUGAUUUUUAUGAUGUUUUUUUUUUUAUUAACGACAACAGAAUAUAACAUUAAAAAAAUAUAACAAUCAACAUUUAACAAAUUACAAUAAACAACAUAAAACAAAACACAAAAAAAAGCCCCCAUUUCUCCCUGACCACACACACACUGACACAAAUUUGGCUAAAUCAAACAAAAACACACCACUAGGCCCUUCACAUUGACACAUUACGGACAAUUAUUUUAUUUAUUUAUUUUUUCCUCUCCCAUUUUUAAAUAAACAUUUCUAGUCCCUUUACUUAAACUAUUAUACUUAUAAUUAAACUAAUUUCCUUUCAUCAUCUUCUGCUACUUAUUACAAACUCAAAGUGUAAUUUUAAAGGCAUUUCAUUGUAU
This is a messenger RNA of Boleophthalmus pectinirostris (great blue-spotted mudskipper), 2109 nucleotides long. RefSeq names its product protein glass-like. Gene Ontology annotation, biological process: regulation of transcription by RNA polymerase II. Gene Ontology annotation, molecular function: RNA polymerase II cis-regulatory region sequence-specific DNA binding; DNA-binding transcription factor activity, RNA polymerase II-specific. The coding region runs from base 114 to 749 and encodes 211 amino acids. Lineage: Eukaryota; Metazoa; Chordata; Actinopteri; Gobiiformes; Gobiidae. The record is from RefSeq and is a predicted model, not a curated record. The transcript has 3 exons. Gene Ontology annotation, cellular component: nucleus.